UAUAAAGGACAUUGAUGAACAACAGUGGGAAAUCAUGUCAUACAUCAGCUAUAUAGGCUGCAGUCUGUCUGCCGUCUUUUCUGCUUUCUCCAUAUUGUCCUAUAUUGUCAACAGUAAUGCCAGGAAAGAAGUGUCCAGACGCAUCCAUGUGUCUCUGAGUGCUGCUCUGUUUCUCCUCAACAUCAGCUUCAUGCUCAGUGAAUGGGCCGCCACACUGAAUAUAAAUGAAGUUUGUGUGUUUAUUGCUGUGACGAUACACUACAGUCUGUUGUGUUGUUUCACCUGGAUGGCCAUUGAAGCUCUGCACCUCUAUCUUCUUCUGGUCAGAGUCUUCAACAUUCACAUCAAUCAUUACAUGGCAAAGCUCUCUCUAAUUGGAUGGGGAGUCCCGGCUCUUCUUGUUGGAAGCUUGCUAUUAGUUCAGAAGAGUCGAUCUGUGUAUGGUACUAAAAAAGUCACAUUAUCAGAUACCAAUCAAUCAAAUGCAAUGUAAGUCCUCACAUUAUAAUUUUGUACUUACUGUGAGUUCACACCAGCCGCGUUUGAGGCAUCAAAUUUGCCGCUUCAACAUUUUGAAUUUACUCGCUUCAUUCACGCAUGAAAGCCGCACAUGAAAUUCUAGUCAUCGAGACAUUCGCGUAAUGGGAGGGGCUUCUGCAACUCUGCUCGCUUCCUGUAAUCAUGUCACUACUAGAUCAAGCUUCUGGUUGAUUAACUCGCCGCGUUUUUCCUUCAACGUUCAGAUUUUUCAACUU
Misgurnus anguillicaudatus (oriental weatherfish) is the source of this 755-nucleotide messenger RNA. NCBI's taxonomy places the organism in Eukaryota, Metazoa, Chordata, Actinopteri, Cypriniformes, Cobitidae. The record is from RefSeq and is a predicted model, not a curated record.